GAUUUCAAGCAUGUGUUUAUUUUGCAUCUGUCUUUCAAGCUAUGUCAUGUGGUAUCCAUUACUUAGCGUCUGUGUUCAUGGCCGCUACUCCUAACUUUGUAUGUGGGAUCCCUGGAAAUGUGAGUAGUGCUCUUUUCGACAAUUCCUCUGAAUCAAGUCUAGAGGACAUCUGGACGCUGUGGACAUCAACAGAAAAUUACAUUGUAGUCCAGCUGGAAAAUGGAGAAAUUUGGGAACUUAAUCAAUGCAGCAGGGCCAAACGAGAAGUCAGUUUGGAUCCGGCAUAUGAAUACGAAGGCAAUAAGUCCAUAUCUUCUUGUUCUGAUGGAUUUCUCUAUGACAACACAAAGUGGAAAAGCACUGUUGUUACACAGUGGGAUCUGGUUUGUGAUCGAGAAUGGCUUGCAAAAUUAAUCCAGCCUACAUUCAUGCUUGGAGUCUUGAUCGGAGCAGUGAUUUUUGGUGACAUUGCUGACAGACUGGGAAGACAGCGUGUUAUAUGGUUCACGAGUGCUGGUCAGUUUGUAUUUGGCAUCACAGUGGCCUUCACAUUUGACUACUACAGUUUCGUGAUUGUGCGCUUUCUUCUUGCUAUGGUUUCAAGUGGCUAUCUGGUUGUGGCUUUUGUUUAUGUGACUGAAUUUGUUGGCAUUAAAGCACGAACCUGGGCUUCUAUGCAUGUCCAUGCUUUUUUUGCUAUGGGAAUUAUGGUUGUGGCACUCGUGGGAUUUUUGGUUCGAACCUGGUGGGUCUAUCAGAUAUUUCUCUCCAUAGCGACUCUUCCCUUUGUUUUGUGCUGCUGGAUGCUCCCAGAAACACCUUUUUGGCUCUUGUCAGAGGAAAGAUACGAAGAUGCACAAAAAGUAAUUAAUAUAAUGGCAAGAUGGAAUAAAGUCAGCACUCCCUGCAAAGUUUCAGAACUGUGCUCAGUCCAACAAGAUGAUCUAGGCAGUGGCAGAAUGGGUGACAAUGACACAUCCUCAACAAAGAAGCACAACAUCUUAGACCUAUUUUGUAACUGGCACAUUGCAAGAAGGACCAUCACAGUCUGGCUGAUCUGGUUCACUGGGAGCUUGGGGUACUACGUCUUCUCCCUCAGUUCUGUCAGUCUAGGAGGCAAUGAAUAUUUAAAUCUCUUUCUCAUAGGUGCUGUGGAGUUGCCUUGCUAUGUCAUUGCUUGCAUUGCGAUGGACAAACUCGGAAGGAGAAACACACUCAUUCCGUUCCUUAUUUUAAGUGCACUGAUCUGUGUUUUCAUUAUGUUCAUACCUCAGGAUUUCAAUAUAUUAAUUAUCUUAGCAAAUAUGGCUGGAAAAUUUUCAAUAGGUGUGGCAUUUGGCCUUAUAUAUCUCUACACAGCAGAACUGUACCCAACAAUUGUAAGAUCACUUGCUGUUGGAAGUGGAAGCAUGAUGUGCCGUGUAGGAAGUGUGGUUGCUCCUUUUUGUGUAUAUCUAAGAAGUGUUUGGAUUUUCAUGCCUCUUUUGCUUGUUGGAAUCAUGGCUCUUCUGAGUGGAAUAUUAACAAUAAUGCUUCCAGAAACACUGGGAAAACCAUUGACUAAUACUUUGGUUGAAGCUACAGAAAUGGGAAGAAGCAAGAAAAGCUGUUCAGGAAAGACUGCUUCAGCACACAGUGGUACAGCAUUAGAAAAGAUAGAGAUGUUUGGUCAAGAAACAGUCAGCACUGAGAAGUAAGGCAGCAGCAAAAUAGCUGUUCCAAAUUUUAAUCGUCAUCUAAUUUAUAAGAUCUUUUUAUUCAAGAAAUUUCACUGUUCUAU
Messenger RNA from Apaloderma vittatum (bar-tailed trogon), 1780 nucleotides. RefSeq names its product solute carrier family 22 (organic cation/carnitine transporter), member 16 (gene SLC22A16). Gene Ontology annotation, biological process: transmembrane transport. Bases 42 to 1697 code for a protein of 551 amino acids. Lineage: Eukaryota; Metazoa; Chordata; Aves; Trogoniformes; Trogonidae. The record is from RefSeq and is a predicted model, not a curated record. The transcript is spliced from 7 exons. Gene Ontology annotation, cellular component: membrane.